This is a messenger RNA of Cylindrotheca closterium, 612 nucleotides long. Lineage: Eukaryota; Bacillariophyta; Bacillariophyceae; Bacillariales; Bacillariaceae. The record is from the annotation of a GenBank genome assembly.
AUGAGAGCCCCCAGCAUCAAUUCAGUCUUAGGCGAGAAGCUCCUUGAUGAUUCCUAUCCCGACGGAAGAGUGUACUGCUGGGCUGCCUUACCCCAUGGCCUUAUUGCAAAAGAAGCCAAAGUCAAGAUCUCAAACGACCAAAAAAAGGUGUACUUGCUAAUGGAAACAUCCUCUAUUACUACCAAUUCAAUCAUGGGGAGAACGACCUUGGGCAAGAACAACAUUCACAAAAUGCUCCUCAAUAAAGUUCUGCAAGAAGCUAAAGAGCAAAGUGCAAAGGAAAUGGAAAAGAUUUCAGAUGACAUUGCAAUGCCUCCAGGCUAUAGAGCGGAGUGCUUGUUCCAUUUACCAUACCGUGUUCACCGAUAUUUCAUUGAUGCAGAAGGUGAAAGAUCCAAGAAAAUAUAUUUUUCGCCAACAUCCAUGCGAUUUUGGCUCCAAAAGUCUGAUACAACUGCGUACUGUUCGGCUGCCACUCCAGAUGAUACAAUGCCUGAUGCACCAGAUCCAAUGCAAGUAGAUCCAAAGCAGGUCAAUACAAGCGAGAAGAAAGGACUGGAUCCACAAAUUGCAGAACAAAUCAAGGCAGAGGCAAAAAAGUGGAAGAAUUAA